UUAUCUUUCCAAUUAGGAAGAAUUUGAUAUAGCAAUGGAACAAUGUAUCUGAUUGGUAUGAUGAUAAUAGGUGUUGGUGUUGUUGUUGUUGGUGUUGGUGUUGUUGUUGUUGUUGUUAUGAUCUUGAUCUUGAUUAUAUUAGGGAUGAUAUUGAGAGUUUUGAGGAUGAUAAUAAUGAUGAUGCUUUUGAGUAAAUUUGGAAAAAGUGGAAACAUAAUCAUAGAUGAAUUUAUUCUUGAGAAAAAGUUAAGAUGGAUUCCUUAUAAUAAAUUUAAAAGUGUUGAAUAUCUUGAUAAAGGAGGAUUUGGUACUAUAUACAAAGCUAUUUGGUCAAAUUAUGAUGGAGAUAGAGAAGUAAUUCUUAAGUGUCAUAGUAAUUUAAAUGAAAAUUUAGAUGAAUUUUUAAAUGAAUGGAAAUAUCAUGGAAGUUGUUUAGGAUCAUAUGAAAUUAUUAAUUUUUAUGGAUUUACAAAAAAUCCAAAUACUUCGAAAUAUAUGGCAGUAAUGGAUUAUGCAAACAAAGGUAAUUUAAGAAGAAACUUAACAAGAAUAAUUAAAAGUGAUUGGGGUCAAAAAUUAUGCAUGUUGUAUGACAUUAUUUCUGGACUUAAUGAUAUACAUGAAGAAAAUCUUAUUCAUCAUGAUUUUCAUGAUGGCAAUAUUUUAAAUCAUGAUGAACAUAAAAUUUAUAUAUGUGAUUUAGGAUUAUGUCAACCUGUAAAAUCAUUAUUGAAAGAACAUAAUAUUUAUGGUGUUGUACCAUUUAUGGCACCUGAAGUUUUAAGAGGCAAAACUUAUACUCCAGCUAGUGAUAUAUAUAGUUUUUCUAUGAUUAUGUGGGAAUUUACAUCUGGAAUACCACCAUUUAAUAAUAGAGCACAUGAUAUUCAACUUAGUUUAAGUAUUUGUGAAGGUGAACGUCCUAAAAUUAUUGAAAAUACUCCACAAUGUUAUAUAGAUUUAAUGAAAAAAUGUUGGGAUGAAGAUCCAUUAAAAAGGCCAUCUUCUAAGGAAGUUUCAAAGAUUAUUAAAGAAUGGAUUUUUCUUCCUUAUGGUAAAAAAAUUGAAGACAUUAAUGAAGAAUUAAAAUGCAAUAUUAUGGAAUUUAUAAAUGCACCAAUUGGGCAUAACAAUAAUCUUGCUACUGAAUCUCACCCACAGGCUUUCUAUACAAGUCGCUUACUUAAUUUUACUAGUAAACAAUUAAAUGAAAUUCUUGAAAGUGAAAAUUCACAAACUAGUGUACAAGUGAGUGAAAUGCUAGUAAGCAAAGAUUUGAAUGAAUGUAUGAUUGAUUCGAAGACAUUAGGUAUGUAAAAACAAAUGAAAAUUAACUAAUUAUUUGUGUUUUAAAAAAGACAGUUUUUUUUGUAAUAUUUGAUAU
Molecule: messenger RNA, 1384 nt
Organism: Rhizophagus irregularis DAOM 181602=DAOM 197198
Lineage: Eukaryota; Fungi; Glomeromycota; Glomeromycetes; Glomerales; Glomeraceae
Source: RefSeq, a predicted model, not a curated record